Melanotaenia boesemani (Boeseman's rainbowfish) is the source of this 5236-nucleotide messenger RNA. It is a transcript of the gene lrrc4.1, whose product is annotated as leucine rich repeat containing 4.1. The transcript has a single exon. Gene Ontology annotation, biological process: synaptic membrane adhesion; modulation of chemical synaptic transmission; excitatory synapse assembly. Gene Ontology annotation, molecular function: protein binding. Lineage: Eukaryota; Metazoa; Chordata; Actinopteri; Atheriniformes; Melanotaeniidae. The record is from RefSeq and is a predicted model, not a curated record. Gene Ontology annotation, cellular component: postsynaptic density membrane; plasma membrane; glutamatergic synapse. Bases 1766 to 4624 code for a protein of 952 amino acids.
CUGCUACAACGGAUCCUUUCCACAUCGACGCUGCUGUUAACGUCACGCCUGUAAGCUGCACUUGCCCAGCGCUUGCCUCCUCUGCCUUGCUCCUUUCCCCAGUUGGACGCUGCAUUAGCGAGGGGGUGCUGAUCACCGCAAGAAGAGAAGGAGGAAAAAAGAGAGCGAGAGAAAAAAGCUGGAAACAAGAAGAAACAAGCCAGAGAGGGGAAGGAGAAACUGUGCACCAUCCUUCCUCCUUUAAAACCACCUCGAUUAAAACCACCAACAACACCCCCCAACUCCUCCCAGCACCCCCUUCCAUCCCCCCUCCUUGCUCUCCCUCUGAAGAAAUUGACGGAUUAUUGGGAAGCGCACGGGAGGCAGGCGGCAGCUGCUGCUGUGUGCACGCUACUGCUGCCGUGCGCCUUGCAGGGAUGGUGCGUGUUGGUCUGCAGUUGCUGCUGUCGCAACCGUGGCUGCUGAGGCUGGAGCGUGUGGCUAGUUAAGAGGACUGAGAAGCUAAUGAAGGCAGUGUGCGCCGCCUAGCCUUUUCAAUCCUUGCCAAGCGCUCCCGGAGGAAACAAAGAAGAAAAAAAAAAGAAUCUGAAAAAUCUAGUGGACACGACGCCACUAUUUAGAAGUGGAGGAAGGAAAAGAAGUGCAGGAGGGCUGUCAAGACUGACCGACCAACCGAUUGACUACUAAAAAGUGAACAGUGGAAUACUAAAGGGGGUGGGAGUCGUUUUUUUCUUUGGCUUGUCAACCUUUCCUAAUAACCACUGCAAACAAAAGGAAACGAACAUUGGAAAGGACUGUGGAAUUUUCAUUCAGUCUUCUCCAAUCCUACCCCCACCUACCACCCUCCUUAUUUUUUUUACUUCUAUCUUUGGUUAUUGGUGCACAAGAAAAAAUUAAAAAUCGUGCAUGUGUGUUUCUGUGGUCACCUGUACUAUGGAGACCUGGGUAAGGUGUCUAGCAGGAGGAUCAACUGUCGGAUUCCAAGGACAAGCAGGAGAAGAGGAGCCGACAGCAAGAAGCAAGCAAGGGAGCACUGCUGCUUUGGGAGCCUGACUGGAUUCCUUUCUACAGUCUUUUUUCCCUUUUUUUCCCUCUCAGCAUUACGGAAAGGGAGAAAAAAAAAACUCACAAAAGGCCUUCGAACCUUUCGUCUUGGAUGUAUGGAUUUACAAAAGGGCUCAUCUUGGUUAAGCUCUUUGGCAUUGAUACCUAUUUUGACAGGGCAAAUAUAAAAAGGUUUUCUUUGCUACUCUUGGAUAUAAAUACAUCUGAUGCGAAAACCACAGCUCAUGUGUGAUUGCAAAAAGGAGGGAAGCUUUUUAUCUCAGUUCAAGGACCUGUAAUAAUAACUUGAGGUAGGUGUCUAGUGUUUCAACCCCUCUUUGCAUUAAUUUGUAACACCCUACUCUUCCCUGUCUUGUAAUACUAUUUUUUGGUUGCUUAAUUUCCCAUCAUGUCCCUCUCAUACACAUGUUUCAGAAAAGCCAGCCCUCUCCACCCUCUCCUGUCCUUUUGACCAUGACACUUCAUGGAAAUAUAAGCACCAUUUAAGAAAGGAUAGGUCAAGCCCUCUUGCCCCACAGCAAGCACCCAAACCCGCUCCCCUCCUUUGUCCUAUCCAGUUCCCUUAUCCUCUUUGCUCUGGUCUUCUUAUCAGUACUACCGGCCAUCCAGCUACUUUCCCUGCCCCUAAAUCCUCCAAACACCUGUCCCAAACAUCCCCAUCCUCCCCCCAGAUGAUGCUGAAUUAUGAACGUGCCACAUCAUGAGUCUCCUGGGGCGGGUAGCUGUGCAUCGUGCCAGGAAAGCCGCCCUGCUCUGUUUAGUCUUCCUGAUGGCGCGAGCGUGGAGCAACGCCUCUCCGGCCUUGGCGGGGGCGGCAGUGUCUCAAGGACCCCAGGGCUGUCCACCACAGUGUUCCUGCAGUAAUCAGCAGGGGAAAGUGGUGUGCACCCGACGGGGCCUGACCCGUGUGCCCCCUGGGAUUCCUGCCAAUACGCGGCACCUCAAUCUAAUGGAAAACGCCAUUGAGGCGGUGCAGGCUGACUCGUUCCGCCAUCUGCACCACCUUGAGGUGCUCCAGCUUGGGCGAAAUGCCAUACGGCAGAUUGAGGUGGGCGCGUUUAAUGGACUGACCAGCCUCAACACACUGGAGCUGUUUGACAACCGGUUGACAGUGGUGCCCAGUGGGGCCUUUGAGUACCUGUCUAAACUAAGAGAACUGUGGUUGAGGAACAACCCCAUUGAGAGUAUUCCCUCCUAUGCCUUCAACCGGGUGCCCUCACUCAUGCGACUGGACCUGGGAGAAUUAAGGAAACUGGAGUACAUCUCAGAAGGAGCUUUUGAGGGCCUACAAAACCUGAAGUACCUCAACCUUGGAAUGUGCAACAUAAGGGGUGAUAUGCCAAACCUGAGUCCCCUGAAGGGCCUGGAGGAGCUUGAGAUCUCAGAAAAUUUAUUCCCAGUAAUAAAGCCAGGCUCAUUCAAAGGUCUACGCUCGCUCAAAAAGCUAUGGGUGAUGAACUCACAAAUUACACUCAUAGAACGCAAUGCUUUUGAUGAUCUAUCGUCACUGGUGGAGCUCAACCUUGCCCAUAACAAUCUGAGUGCUGUGCCACAUGAUCUGUUCUCCCCACUCAAGUACCUGGUGGAGCUCCACCUUCAUCACAACCCUUGGGACUGUGGCUGUGAGUCUGUUUGGUUAGCACGCUGGCUAAGAGAAUACAUCCCUACCAACUCUACUUGCUGUGGACGUUGUCACUCACCUGCCACCAUGAGAGGACGACAGUUAGUUGAGGUGGAUCAAGGUGAGGGAGCUGCAGUCCAGUGCUCUGCACCGUUCAUUGCUGAUGCACCACGGGACUUAAACAUCUCAGCAGGGAGAGUGGCUGAACUUCGUUGUCGUACAGCGCCAAUGUCAUCAGUGCGCUGGCUUCUGCCUAAUGGGACUAUUCUGACACAUGCCUCUGGUCAUCCCAGAAUAUCAGUCCUCAAUGAUGGCACCCUUAAUUUCUCAAACGUCCUGGCAACAGAUACAGGCACGUACACUUGCAUGGUGUCCAAUGCAGCUGGGAACUCUAAUGCCUCAGCUUACCUCAAUGUGAGUGCAGCUGAACUCAACACAUCAAACUUGAGUUAUUUCACCACAGUGACAGUGGAGGUCUUGGGUCCAACUACUGAGAUGCCCAAACCUAAGACCACCACAACCACAGCUGCAGGUGCUGGGGUGGCUGGAGGAGGGGGAGUAGGCAUAGGGACAACAACUACAACUGCCUCUCCUUCCGUCUUUCAGCCAGUCUUCAUCUCAACACCAACUGUGCUGCUGCAAAACACUGACAGUCCACCAAGUGCAGCUAAGCCAUCUGUGGUGCCAGGACUCCGAGGUGCCACUGGGAAGCCAGGCAAGUCUGGCCCUAGCCUAGAUGAAGUAAUGAAGACCACCAAGAUUAUAAUAGGCUGUUUUGUGGCAGUGACGCUGCUGGCUGCAGUCAUGCUAAUAGCCUUCUACAAGUUGAGAAAGCGCCACCAACAGAGAAGUACAGUGGCAGCUGCCCGUACCGUAGAAAUUAUCCAGGUAGAUGAAGAGGAUCUUCCACCUCCAGCAUCUGCAGCCCAAGAGUCAACUCUCACAUUGCCUGAAAUCCGGGACCAUAAUAGCAUACACAAACUGGACUUUAUCAGCCACAAGACAGACUACAGCUUUCAUAAACCCAAGGCUGAAUACAAACCCCAGCCCGAUUUCACCCUACACAAGCCCAAGGCUGAAUAUACUACAUACAAGCCAAAUAUGGACUUCAGCAGCCACAAAUCCAUGGCAGACUACAGCACACACAAAUCGACACCAGAUUUUAGCCUUUACAGAGCAAAGCCCGACUGCAGCCCAUUUAGACCGGACUAUAACACUCACAAACCUAAAUCAGAAUACAGUCCUUUUAAACCAGACUUUGGCACUCACCCGAAGGUUAAAACAGACUACAGCCCUUUCAAACCGGAUUACAGCACUCAUCCAAGGCAAAGAACCGACUUCAGCCCCUUUAAACGAGACUACAACACCCAACCAAAACCGAAACAUGACUACAGUCCAUUGAAGUCUGACUACAACCCACAACACAAACCUAAAGCUGAAUACAGUCCACUCAAGCCUGAAUUUGGCACUCAUCCAAGACCUAAACCCGAUUAUAGCCCAUUCAAGCCUGGCUUCAGCACUCAGCCUAAACCCAAAAUGGACUACAACUCCCAGAGACCUAGAAUGGAUAUUACCUACAAAACCAAGGACCAUUACACCCCCCAUAAGACUGCACCUGAUUACAGCGCCUUCAAGACAGAUUUCAGCCCCCACAAAGUGGAUUACAGCGCCUUUAAGUCUGAUUUUAGUCCACACACUCAGAGACCUACACUUGACUACAGUCCUCAUAAAAUGGACUACAGCCCCCAUAAAGUGGACUACAGUACUCUAAAGCCUAAAUACAACACAUAUAAACCAACCGGACAUGGAGCUAAAUGGACAGACAACAAUGUUGGGAACUCUUUGCCUCGAACCCUCCCCAGCGCCAUCACAGCAAUGGCUGAGCCCUUUGUCAUAAAAACUCACACCAAGGAGAAGGUACAAGAGACUCAGAUUUAAAACAACCCUCCCCCUUAAGGCUCUCACUUGUUUCCCCAUGCUCCCAACUCCCACACAGCCCUGGUCCACUCCCCUUUCGUUCUUCAUUAAAAUCAUGCAAUAGAAUGCACAACAAAAAGGAAAAAAAAAGAAAAAGAGGACAGAAACUACUUUUUUUGUACAGAGUGCAAACUUUAAAAGACUGAUGAUUUAUUGUUGUACAUGCUUAUAAAUAAAUAUAUAUAUAUAUGGACAUAUUGAAACUACCAUGGGUUGGUGAUAGAGAAACAUAUAUUAAAAAGAAAUUGAAACUAUUUUCUAACUUGUAAAUUCUAUUUAAAACAAUGAGUUGUUUAGGAUGCUGUCUUGACUUUGACAAAUGAGGGUAGUCUUGUUUUAAAAAGGGGCAUUCUGUGUGAUUUUUACGCCGUGCUACAGAGAAUGCAGCGAUGAGAAAAAAAUAUUUAUACAGAGCAGACUUUCUUUAACAAAAAAAAGACAAAAAAAAAAAAAAAAAAAACCUGAAAAAAGGUCGGUGUUGAUCUUUGCAGGUUUAUCUUGUAAAAGCACCAAGAAUUUGUACUGUGCCAAAUGUUAUAAAUGCAAUAAAAAGGAUUUUUGGAAGAAAAAAAA